This is a messenger RNA of Neogale vison (American mink), 942 nucleotides long. RefSeq names its product olfactory receptor 51G2-like. Gene Ontology annotation, biological process: G protein-coupled receptor signaling pathway. Lineage: Eukaryota; Metazoa; Chordata; Mammalia; Carnivora; Mustelidae. The coding region runs from base 1 to 942 and encodes 313 amino acids. Gene Ontology annotation, cellular component: membrane. The record is from RefSeq and is a predicted model, not a curated record. Gene Ontology annotation, molecular function: olfactory receptor activity; G protein-coupled receptor activity. The transcript has a single exon.
AUGUCUGUCUUCAAUAGCUCUGUCUUGUACCCUCGCUUCCUCCUGACAGGCUUCUCAGGCCUUGAAAGCAGAUAUAGCUUGAUUUCCAUCCCCAUCUUUUUGGUUUAUGCCACCUCAAUAUCAGGAAACAUUACCAUUCUGUUUAUCAUCAGAACUGAGCCUUCCCUCCACCAACCAAUGUACUACUUUCUAUCAAUGCUGGCACUUACUGACCUGGGCCUAUCCACAACUACCUUACCUACAAUGUUCAGCAUCUUCUGGUUCCAUGCCCGGGAGAUCUCCUUUAAUGCUUGCCUGAUCCAGAUGUACUUCAUUCAUGUUUUCUCAAUUAUUGAGUCAGCUGUGCUGUUGGCUAUGGCCUUUGACCGCUUGGUAGCAAUCCGAGAGCCCCUGCGCUAUGUGGCCAUUCUAACCAAUGGUGUAAUCAUUGGAAUUGGGUUGGCAAUUGCUGGAAGGGCCUUGGCUCUGGUCUUUCCAGCUUCCUUCCUCCUAAAGAGGCUUCAAUAUCAUCCUGUCAAUAUUCUCUCCUACCCAUUCUGCCUACACCAGGACCUCAUAAAAACAACUGUAUCCAGCCGUCAAGUGAGCAGCAUCUAUGGCCUCAUGGUGGUCAUUUGCUCCAUGGGACUUGAUUCAGUGCUUCUUCUCCUCUCCUAUCUCCUCAUCCUUGGCACAGUAUUGAGUAUAGCCUCCAAGACAGAGAGGGUGAAAGCCCUCAACACCUGCAUCUCCCACAUCUGUGCCGUACUCACUUUCUAUAUACCAAUGAUUGGGCUCUCUAUGAUCCGUCGCUAUGGGCAGAAUGCUUCCCCAAUUGUCCAUGUGCUCAUGGCCAAUGUUUACUUGCUGGUCCCACCCCUAAUGAACCCCAUUGUCUACAGUGUCAAGACCAAGCAAAUUCGUGAUAGAAUCCUCCGGAAAUUCAAGAAACAGAAAGUUUAA